AUGACACAAAGAUUGGAUGAUGAUUUUGUUUUUUCAGCAACUACACAUUCAUUAAGUCAUAUAUCUAGUAUUUUGAAUUCAUUAACUUCUGUUAAUUCACAAGUUUUAAUUACAAUUGAUGAAGAUGGAUUAAAUUUUAUCACUGAAUAUUCACAUAUAUGUAGAGGUAUGAGUAAUUUUAGUGGUAAUAAGAGAUUUUAUAUACUAACAAAGAUAAUAGCUGAGAUAACACUUGAAAAAUCAUUAUUCACCACAUAUCAAUAUAACCCUCAAACUAAGGAUAAAGAUAAUAAUGAUGAUACAGAUGAUUCAGAUUCAAAUUCAGAUUCAAAUUCAAUUGAUAAUACAAAUCAAAAUAAAUUUGCAGUUGAUUUAACUCCAAUUGCUGAAAGUUUAAGUCUUGCAUCUAAAAAUAAUACUCAAUUCAAUGGUAACAAUAAUAAUUAUUAUUCACAAACUGAAUGUACAAUUUUUUAUAAAGGUUCAGGUUAUCCAUUUAUAUUAAUAUUUGAAGAUAAUAAAAUGAUUGAAAGAUGUGAAUUUUCAACAUUUAUAAAUUUGGAAUUAGAAGCUAAUAAUAUAGGUUUUGAAUUAAAUCAAAAUGAUUUAUUAGUUGAAGGUAUUAUAAAAUCUGAUGUUUUAUAUGAUGCAUUAAAAGAUUUAAAAGAUAUAAAUUCUGAACAAAUUUAUAUUUAUGCUACAUCACAACAAGAUAAUAAUAAUAAUAAUAACAAAUCAUAUGAAAGAUUAGCAUUGAUUUCUAAAAGUGAAGUUGGUAAUUCAACUUUAUAUUUACCAAAUGAAAAAUCAAUAUUAGAAAAAUUAAUUAUUUAUAAUAAUGAUCAAUAUAAUUUAAGUUGUUAUGAAUUUAAUAUUUUUAAUAAAUUUUUAAAAAGUAUUAAAUUAUCAAAUAAAUGUAAAUUUAAAAAAGAUUCAAAUAAAUUAAGUUUAAAUUUAUUAAGUCUUUAUGGAUUUGAUUUACCAAAAAAUUAUACAGGUACAAUAUUUGAUUUUAAAAUUUUACAAAAAGAUUUUGAUGAACCAAUUGAAAAUUUAAUACCUGAAAAUGAAAAACAAAGAUUGGAAAGGCAAGAUCAACAAGUUGAACAACAUGAACAACAACAUGAACAAGAACAAGAUAAUAUAAGAUACAAUUUAAAUGAAAAUCAAUAUGAAGAAGAAGAAAAUGGAGGUAUUGAUGUUCCAAUAUUCAUCUAA
Messenger RNA from Hansenula ciferrii, 1218 nucleotides. RefSeq names its product Rad17p (gene RAD17). The record is from RefSeq and is a predicted model, not a curated record. NCBI's taxonomy places the organism in Eukaryota, Fungi, Ascomycota, Saccharomycetes, Phaffomycetales, Wickerhamomycetaceae. The transcript has a single exon. Gene Ontology annotation, cellular component: checkpoint clamp complex. Bases 1 to 1218 code for a protein of 405 amino acids. Gene Ontology annotation, biological process: DNA damage checkpoint signaling; DNA repair.